GACGAACAAGUGUUACAAUGUUUUGUAGUCCCUUAUAACUAGGGUAUUGAUUAAAGAUAUAUGUGACUUUACCAGAUUGUCCGUCAACGUAGCUGUCAAUUUCGAUUUGGUUAUAGGAUGCAUGUUGUAGAGGCCAGCGGAACACUAGGAAGCAGAAGACUGGAGUGUAUUCAUACAUAACAACUUACUGCUAUGCGACAAGUGGCUGUGCCCUCUGCUGCCCUGUUAAUCUGGCUUCUGUGGCUGCCAGUUAAUGGCAGAUUAUGUGAUUUUAAUUCUGAUGAUUGUCAGUGGAUACAAACAAGUGGUACUAACAAGACAGGAAGGCCAUCUCGAUUAAAGGAGUUUUUUUUAAGUACAAGAGAGGAAGUGGAAAAGUUUGGUUUGAAUGGAGCGAUCUUGGAUAUAAACCCAUUAAUUCCAAAAGGUCAUGAUUAUGUGCGACUUGUGGGAAAGAAAAGGCAUUCCCAGUUGGAAGGUAGUGUUGAAGUGAAAAAGACUGGGGUGUGGGGCACAGUGUGUGAUGAUAAAUGGAAUGAUCCUGAUGCCCGUGUUGUGUGUAGGAUGCUUGGAUACAGUGGUGGUAAAGCGUUUCAUGAAGCUCAUUUUGGGCCAGGAAGUGGUAAAGCCGGUCUGAUGGAGGAUGUGCAGUGUAAAGGCACAGAAUCUAACAUUCUCCACUGCAAGGUCAGAACAUCUGUAAAUAGAUGUUCCCAUACGGAAGAUGCAGGAGUCUCCUGUGCCGGGGAUACAUUUGCAUUACUGACAAGCACUGAUUCCAUGAACCAUUCCAAUGUGGAUUAUGUAGAAGUGGAGGGAUUGAUACAGAGUGUGUGGUACAGACCUGGGACGAUACAAAGACUCCGGCUGUCUUUCUACAGUUUACUGUAUGGGCCCGAAGACAGCUGUACCCUCACCAUAUCCCUGUGGACACAGACCAGUAUGAACACCAUACAUACAUUCAAUGCAUCUACAACAAAAGGAUGGACACUACAGAUGGUCAACUUUACCCUGGGUACUACUGACGAGUUCUACAUACAGCUACAUGGACAGAUUUUCUCUGCAGACAGCUUCAUUGUGGUGGACAAGAUCAAUCUAGAGGAGCUCAGCAUACAGGGUGAUUUGCCAUUAAAUGUAUGUGACCUGUCAGAAUUCGACUGCGGAGCGGGUGUGUGUAUUCCUGUACACAAACGCUGUAACUUAGUGGUGGAUUGUCCAGCUGAGUCAGAACAUUCCGAUGAGGACAAAGUUUUGUGUGGGUCGCUACCUGAGGAUGUGAUGUGUUCAUUUCAAACUGGUAUGUGUGGAUGGCACAGUGUUGGCAAUGGAAAAAAAAUUACCUGGAUACAUGAGCCAAAGUCUAAAAACAGCAUAGGUUAUGUUCAGACAAAUAUAUCAAAAGGCUUUGUGAUUAAGGACUAUGCGAUACUGGAGAGCGCCACUUAUGUCCGUCCACCUGCCCAGGUGUUUGAUCCCAGCUCACCAUACUUCAACAUGUGCAAGAUAAGGUUUUUUCUCCUUAUGUCAUCCACAAAAUUGAGUUUGAAAAUGGAAACUUUUUGUGAUGGAACUCAAGGACCCAAAACCCUGUCUAUUUUUCGUAGUAAAACAGAGAAAUGGAAAAAUGUUGUUGUACCUCUCAGAGACCCUAAAGGAAGCUACCGUUUACAAUUUAUAGCCUACAGAAACAGACAAAAUCUUCAGAUAAAGAUCAGAGAUAUAUCCCUGAGUAGGGAGUGUUUCAGUCUACAUGGGACGGCUAUUGAAAAAGUUACUAUUGAGCAAAAAGCAUGUGACUCUACAUCAACCACUCCAAAGCUGUCGGAUACUACAACACAAGAAGAUCUAGUAACCACGACAACCUCAGCUGUUUGGGAACAAGUGUCAACAACCUCCAACAGGACAACACGUUAUGAUUUCAACCCAUGCAAUGCUAUGGGACCAGAAGGCCCUACUCAAGUUAAAUGUGAUGAGGCAUAUAAAUCCACACCUGUCAAGGUCGAGGUCAUUACGGAAGGUCAUCUGAAGGGUAUUCAGAUUUGGACUGUUCCAGAAGAUGGUACAUACCUGAUCACAGCUAUUGGAGCAGCAGGGGGCAUUGGAGUGAAGAGUGAUGUCCAAUCUAAGUUAAAGGGAGGCUAUGUAUCAGGACGAUAUAAUCUGACGGCUGGGGAACAUUUGUACAUCCUAGUAGGACAAGAGGGUACCAAUGCUUGUAGCAGCCAGAUGGUUUCUGAAAAGGUGAAUGAUAUAUGUAGAGAAGGGAAACCUGACACAGAAAACGAAGAGGAUUUUUUUUAUGAAAAUGGAGGAGGGGCAGGAGGAGGAGGUGGAGCUUCAUUUGUGUUCAAGAAAGACAGCAGUUCAGAACAGUUCUUGCCAUUAAUUGUGGCUGGUGGAGGUGGAGGACUGGCAUACAGAUCAAAUUCGUCACAGGAUAAUCUUCAGGGUGUAAGGCUAGAUUCCGGGCCCUCUAUGUGUGGCAGUACUAACCCAAAAGGGGCUGGGGGUGGUGGUGGAUGGAGUUGUAAUAACACAAAUGCCUACCCACAGGCUGGUCAGCCCCUUCUACGUGGGGCUCUCGGGGGCAGAUCUUGCAACAAAUCCAUCAAUUCACUUAAUUGGAACACUCCUGGAGGAUUGGUGGUGGAGGAGGGGCGUGUGCCUCUGGAGGUGGUGGGGGUGGAUACUCAGGUGGAAAUGUGUCCCUACAGGAUGCUUUUGAGCACAGUGGAAGUGGAGGGGACCUCCUACUAUCACCCUGAUACCCUCUCACCUGAAAUACACCCAGGCGUGGGACAAAGCUAUGGUCUGGUGGAAGUGACCUUGCUGAUGAACUGUCGCUGCCAGUACUGGUGUAACAUCACCGACUUUGACAAGAGGAAGUACACCUGUAAAUGUAAAGAGGAGCAGCAGCUGGCCCCAGACCUCCACAACUGUCUAGCAGAGGGCAACAAGAGUGAGCAGAAGGCAGCAGAAGAUGAUGGAUUAGAACUAAGAUAUAUUGUCAUAAUAGCAUUAGGAUCAACAUGCAUGCUCCUGGUAGUUUCCUCAACCAUGGUCUGUCUGUAUCGUCAACACCAGAGACAGAAGCAGAGCAAUAUUACCAUGGAGCUAGGUCACCGUGCCAACCGUCAAUAUACGAUUAAUGCAUCAACACACAACGGCACUCUCCAACCUCGUAUUGGUCCGCCUAUUGGAAUGAUGGCUGAAUACAACCCCAACUAUGACUUUGUAGGCGCCAAGUACCCAGAAAAGCACCUCCCUGAAUUAAACAGACAUAAACUACGCCUCACUAGGGUGCUGGGAAGAGGCGCAUUUGGAGAGGUUUACAAAGGUUAUCUAGCGGGGGUCCCACACAUGACAGAAGAAUUACCUGUGGCUGUAAAGACAUUACCACUUUACAGUACUGAAGAAUCAGAGAUGGACUUCCUCAUGGAGGCAAUGAUAAUGAGCAAAUUCAGUCAUCCUAAUAUCGUUAAGUUGCUUGGAGUGUGUUUUGAAAACCAUCCACGCUACAUCAUCAUAGAGCUUCUUGAAGGGGGAGACCUCAAGACUUUCCUGCGAGAGAGUCGUCCGAAGCCAGGAACAUUAUCCUCAUUAUUGACUGUAGCUGACCUACUCAAACUGUCGGUAGAUAUAGCCAAGGGCUGCCAGCACCUUGAGGAGUGCCACUUCAUACACAGGGAUAUUGCAGCUCGAAAUUGUUUACUGACUUGUAAAAAUGCAGACAGAAUGGCAAAAAUUGCUGAUUUUGGUAUGGCCAGAGAUAUAUAUAGGUCCGAUUAUUACAAGAAAGGUGGUAAAGCUAUGCUGCCAAUUAAGUGGAUGCCGCCAGAAGCCUUCUUGGAUGGCCUGUUCACAACAAAAACUGAUGUCUGGUCUUUCGGUAUUGUGUUGUGGGAAAUUUUCUCCAUGGGAUACAUGCCUUAUCCAGGACGUACAAAUCAGGAUGUCAUGCAAUUUGUAACAACAGGUGGCCGACUAGAGGCUCCAGAUAACUGUCCAUUGCCCAUCUAUCAACUGAUGUCAAUCUGCUGGGCAGCUAUACCAGAAACAAGGCCAAUCUUCACCGAGUUACUGGAGCAUUUAGAGAGGUGUUUACAGAAUCCAGAUGUAAUCAAUGCUCAGCUUCCUGUAUUUUAUCCAAUUCCCGCCUUAGAAAAAGAAGGAACUAUUAUUCGUCCUCCGGGUAAUUUACCUCCCUUGGCAAUGCAACCUCUCCCAGAGGAAGCAUUUCAUCAAGAUAUACAUGAAUCUGACUCGAGGGAGCCCUUACUCACACCUUCCAGCUGUAACCAUGACGAUAAGAACUGCAGUGACAACAAUAAUGGCUCCAAGGCCAUGGACAAUUCUGCACUGCAGUGCCCUAACCUGGUAGUUAGACUCACACCUCCUGAUGGUGAUUCCAAAUCAAGUGAAAGCUCAACUCACCAGAAAAGUAGCCAAUCACUGUCCAGAUCAGAUUCUUCGAAUGCUUCUUUUGUUCCUUUCGUACUGGACGCUACAACUCAGUGUGGGGAUGCUAAGCCAUCUAAAUCUAACAAUAUGUUAGCAAACAAUGCUCAUCUCAAACACAUCUCUGCUGAAAGUAGCCCCCUUCUACCCCAGGACGAGGCCUCUAGUCAGGGAAGUCAUGAAAACGAUUGUAACACUAGGUCCCGGUCAGAGAGCAGCAGUGUGAAAUCUACAGAUCGUAAAAUGGCUGCCUCUAUAUUUGAAAGACUGAGGAAGGGAAGCAUGAAAAAGAGCUAAAACGGGAAAAAUGUACUCUUCAUGCCAGUUUCACUCUACUUUCAAGUUAUGAGAAAUUUCAGCUAAAUUUUUGUAAAUGUAUUUAAACAAAGUUAUAUUUUACAAUCAACAUUUCAUUAUCUCUUGAAAAACAAGUGGAAUUGAACUUUUUUUUUAAUUUAACUUUUCUUCAAUCAUCGCUUUAAAUUUCUAUAAUUUGAUUUGCGACUUUUUUUCUAUAUACAAUAAAAACAAUACAUGAAAAAAGUAUGACAUCAAAGUUACUGAUUUUUUUCUCAAAAACGGAAAUAUAAAAGCUACUCUUCCAAUGUACUUUUGUUGUAUGAGUUUUAGCACCUUGUAAUAUGUGACUUUGUAAAAUUAAGGAACUUGUCAUUGAUGAAUGAUUAUUGGCCUUCUAGAAGUAUACAUGAAAUGACACCAUUUCCCAUUUCAUUGUUUAGUGUACAUGUCAUUGUAAUAUAAAAAAAAUCCUCUCUUGAGCUUAAAAAACUGCAGACCAAAAAGAUGGAUCGAGCUAUCAUCUCCAGUUCUGUUUUGAAAUCAAUAAUCAAAAUUUACAUUUUAACCAAUUCUCCUGAGGUAAAUAUACCUUUAGUUUUAUCUGAUUAUUAAUCAAAAUUUAGCAGUGUACAUAUGCAUCCGAAGCAUAUUUUUCAUGGAAGCCAGAGCAUUAUUUUAACAUUCAUUAUUUUACAAUGGUUUAUGACAAACUGAUAUUAAAUCAUUCUGACCUUGGCCUCCCUUUCCUCAGUGUACUUUUGGCUAGUGAAUUGCUUGAUACAGGUUUCUAUGUCCAUACCAAUGAUUAGUUUUAGAUUUAUCCCUUUUUUCACCAUCUCAUCACCUUUAAAGUAACAAUUCAAAGUUUGUUUUCCAGAACUCUUAAAUAUUGCCGGCAUUCUAAUAUUCCGCACUGAUUUCAAAUAUUAUUCAGAACCAUGUACUAAUUGAACCAUUCCAUAGUUACAUUGAAAUUUUGACAUAGUAUCAUAAUUAUGAUCAAAUAUAAAAUCACCAAAAAUAUCCUACAUACUAUAUACUAUACACUCCUUUAUUUUUAUUAGUACGUGUAUUGAACUGCAGUCCAUCUGUGCUUGGUUUUGAAAUCCAGAAUAUUUUAUUGCAAAUGGUACACGAUAUCAAAUGUCUUACAUAAUGUUGUACUUAUGAAUGCCUAUUGUAAAUAUAUAUAUAUAUAUAAUAAAGUGUUAUGUUUUGUUA
This is a messenger RNA of Pecten maximus, 5979 nucleotides long. Its product is annotated as ALK tyrosine kinase receptor-like. Gene Ontology annotation, biological process: cell surface receptor protein tyrosine kinase signaling pathway; multicellular organism development; protein phosphorylation. Gene Ontology annotation, cellular component: signaling receptor complex; membrane. The record is from RefSeq and is a predicted model, not a curated record. Gene Ontology annotation, molecular function: protein binding; ATP binding; transmembrane receptor protein tyrosine kinase activity. NCBI's taxonomy places the organism in Eukaryota, Metazoa, Mollusca, Bivalvia, Pectinida, Pectinidae.